Molecule: messenger RNA, 1461 nt
Organism: Dioscorea cayenensis subsp. rotundata (Guinea yam)
Lineage: Eukaryota; Viridiplantae; Streptophyta; Magnoliopsida; Dioscoreales; Dioscoreaceae
Product: protein CONSERVED ONLY IN THE GREEN LINEAGE 160, chloroplastic
Exons: 10
Coding region: 54-1091 (345 amino acids)
Source: RefSeq, a predicted model, not a curated record
CACUCGUUGCGAUAUUUUUUCACAUAAACGUGAGCUUCAGCCUCUGCCUCUCGAUGGCCGGCCUCCACGCCGGCGCCUGGUGCAUCACCGUGCGUGCAGCAUCAGCUCCUUCCGUGGACGAGUCACAACCUGGCCCUCGCCAGACCAAGGUGGUACUCCCGAAGAAGAAGCCACUCAAAUGGUCCAGUGGCACCGCCCCGGGCGAGUACGGUGGGCCUCCGACCACCACCAAGCUCCGCCGCUACUGGGGAGGCUCCGAAAACGAGGACCCCGUCACCGCCACGGGCGAUUUCAUCUGGAACAAGGAUUUUCGCCCUCGCAUGGAACGCCUCCUCGUUGGGAAAGAAGCUCCUGAUCCAAUUCCAUUCAAAAAGGAGCAGAGGGAGGGGUUUCUGAGUCUCAAUCGAGCUAUGAGCCUCCAAAGUUUGGAAAUCGAUCUAAGCAAAGAACUCGCACCGCCACUGAAACCAGUGCUGGAGCAGCAGGUAGAAGCAGCCAGGUGUGGCCGCUCUGCCACUGAGGGUCUGAAUGGUGCUGCGUCCCCUAGGUGGAGGCUGGCUCCCACUCGGCGGGAGCAGGCAAAAUGGGAUCGGGCAACUAAGGCUGCCACUGGGGGAAGUGAUGUCAUUUUACGUGAGUCAAGAAAGGAAAGGGGGGACCCAAAGGUGUUGGCAGCUCAAUCUAGGGAGCAAUAUUUAAGUUUGAAACAGAGGUUGGAGAUUCUUACUGUCGGAAUUGGUGGCGUAGGUCUGGUUUCAGCAUAUGUGUCCUAUUCUCCUGAAAUUGCUGCAAGCUUUGGUACAGGGUUACUUGGCUCACUGGUGUACAUCCGCAUGCUUGGAAAUACUGUGGAUUCCAUGGCAGAUGGGGCAAAAGGACUUGUCAAGGGGGCAAUUGGACAACCAAGGCUUCUCGUUCCAGUCGCAUUGGUCAUGAUGUAUAACCGGUGGAAUGAGAUUUUGGUUCCCAAUCUUGGCUUUGUACACUUGGAGUUGAUACCAAUACUUGUUGGGUUCUUCACCUAUAAGAUCGCUACAUUUGUUCAAGCUAUCCAGGAAUCUCUUACUGUUGAAGGGAAGACUGAAGCCUAAACAUCAAUUUUACGCAUACUGGAGGCCUCAAUUAGUGUUCGCGUCAACAAUAUGCAGAAGAAAAGAUACUCAUGAACUUGGGGGAGGAAUAAGAGAGAUGGAUGAUCAUUGUGAACACUCACAGGAAGGUGUCGGCCCCUGGAUUUUCCUUUUCUCAUUGCGAACUGCUCCACAAGUUGACAGUUAUUAUUGAAGCAUGUGGAUCGCUCAUGCCACAUAGCUUCAGAUUGCAUUUCUGCAAUAAAAAGGUUGGUUUUUUUUUUUUUUUAAUUGUAGAAAAAAGAAUGCUGAACUGUUAUAAUAUGUAUUUACCUACCCAUAAUAAGAUUUAUGAAGUUGCAUGGAAACAGAGAAUUGUGGUCUUUGUAAA